UUUAAUAAGAAGGCUAGCAGUUCUAAGUCAAUGAAAAACAUUUAAAAUUUGAUAAAAAAAAAUUAAUUGUAUAAUAGUGAACUUAUUAAAAUAAAAUAAAUAUAAUGCUGUGCAAAAAUUCACCACCACCUGAUAGUCCAAUUGGAUCAGAUAUUUCAGUUGGUUCACCUAGUCCGCCACCUCCACCAGUUUCUCAUAGUAUAUCAUCGAGAUCAGCUUUAAUAAAUUUAUCAAAAGUUUUAAGGCAAUCACCUGAUAUUACCACAUCAAUAAAUAAAAGAAAAUAUGAAGAUCCACAUAUAUUAACGAAAAGACUGAAAUUAAUUAAUGAAUCUGAAUCUAGUACUUUGGAAAGACGUUGUGAUCGAUCACAUUCACGUAGUGUUUCACCACCACAAAAUCUAGGUGCAAUAUUACAAGCACCAUCACAAGCAAAUGGGAAAUCAAAUGCAGAAAAGGUAAAAAGUUUUUCAAUAGCAGAUAUAUUAGGACACCAUGAAACCAAUUUACGAAAUGAAGCUGCACAACAAUUACAAAAUCGUUUACAACAAGAACAACAAAGACAAGAAGAGCAACAGGGACAGCAACAACGACAACAAUAUAACAAUAAUAAUUUAAAUUUAAUUGCAUCAAAAAUUGUUCGUCCAUGGGAUCAUUUACGUGGUCCAAUUCCAGUAAGACCAUUCCUUCCUUCUGCAUUAUUUCAUUAUGAACAAAGAUUAGCAUUAGAUUAUCAAAGACAAUUACAAGAACAUUUAAAUGCGCAAGCAGAAUUAUUAAGGCAACGUAUAUCAUUAGAUAUUAAUCAUUCAGAAAGUGGUUCAGAACGUUCUAGUUCUGCUGCAAGUGAUUGUUAUUCACCAUCUGAUAUUGCUAAUAGGUUAUCUGCUGAUUCAAUACAUAAUUUAAGUAAUCAUCAUCACCAUCAAAAUAGAAAUUCACCACGUGGUAAUAAUAGUUUAAACAAUGGUACAAGUUCCACAUCUACAUCAAAACAAGAUAGUUCAAAUAGUAGUCAAAAGAACAAACCAAAUGGUACACCACUAGAUGCUCUAUUUCAAUUAACCAAUAAGAAUUUUGAUGAAACGGAAGACCAAUCACAUUUAGAUUUAUUUGCAACGAGACCACAACCAAAGAAAAAAAGAAAAUCUCGUACUGCGUUUACAAAUCAUCAAAUAUUCGAAUUAGAAAAACGCUUCCUAUAUCAAAAAUAUUUAUCACCGGCUGAUCGUGAUGAAAUUGCAGCUGGUUUAGGUCUAUCAAAUGCUCAGGUUAUAACAUGGUUCCAAAAUAGACGGGCAAAAUUAAAACGUGAUAUGGAGGAAUUAAAAAAAGAUGUUGAAAGUGUUAAAGCACUUUCGGCUCACAAAAGUUUCCUUGAAAAUGUAAACGAUUUAAGUAUAUUAAAGAAAAAACCAAUGCAUGAUCCGCCACCAGAUGACGAUCAUCACUCUCAUAGUCAUCAUAUCACAAUUGCUCAUCAUCAUCAUGCACCAGCACCACAAACAAUAUGUAGUCCUCAGAAAUAAUUAUAUAUUUUCGUGCUAAAUUUCUAAUAUUGUUUCAAAAGGGAUAGCAAAAAGAUAACUGUGAUAUUCAUUUUGUUGGCUAAGAAAAUAAUAAUCCAGCUGCACAACAAUAUUAUCCUGCAGUUAUUUUCGAAUAACAUACUGUAGAAAAAUUAAAGAAAACUAAACCAAAGUCAAAAAUAAAGAGUUUUUGAAUUAAAAUCUAAAUUUAGAUUUCAAGGAAGGAAGACUAAAACACGAAUAUUCGUUGGAAUUUUGAUUGCAAGAAAAUUUGAAUGGAGAAAAAUUAACUGUGUGAAAAUAAUUGUAAAUAAUUUGAUUAUAGAUUAAUUUAAAAUUUUACUAAAUUAUUGUA
Messenger RNA from Condylostylus longicornis, 1884 nucleotides. RefSeq names its product homeobox protein B-H2-like. Lineage: Eukaryota; Metazoa; Arthropoda; Insecta; Diptera; Dolichopodidae. Gene Ontology annotation, biological process: regulation of DNA-templated transcription. The record is from RefSeq and is a predicted model, not a curated record. Bases 105 to 1529 code for a protein of 474 amino acids. The transcript is spliced from 3 exons. Gene Ontology annotation, molecular function: DNA-binding transcription factor activity, RNA polymerase II-specific; DNA binding.